AUGGCCGAUAAACAAAAAAAGGCAAAAAGUGGACCACCAGACGCGAAAGCCAAAAAAGAGCAACCACCAGCAGCAGAAAAGAAGGAAAGAAAACCUCCAGAAGAAGAAAAAAAAGUAAAACCAGGAAAAGAAAGCAAAAAAAAAGAUAAGGAAAGUGGUGGUGAAGAUAAAGAAAAAACUACCAAAAAAGGCCACCCAUCCGGUCUGUCAUUCUGGCAGUUUAGAACAUUUUUUUCAUGUUUUCCUAGCGAUGUGCCAAAUAAUUCGACAGAAGAUCCAAACAACGACUUAGAUGAUUUGAGUGAAUCGUCUGACUCAGAUGGCCCGGGUGAGGCAGGGGAUUGUGAAUAUUUUGGAAGAGAUCGAAAACAUCACCAUAGAAACAUGCAUCCUGAUUCAGAUAGCAUGGAUGACUGCAAGAACAGACACAAAAAACAUCGCCGAAAUCAUGUUGCAGCUAAUAAUUGCACAAUAUGCAACACAUACGACGAAAGAGGUCCGAUACAUGGCAAGUUUUUGGCGUUAGGUUGUGGUAACCCGGCCAACCAUGGACAUCGUAAACACAAAAGAAUAAAACCAAAUUAUUAUGAGGACGGUUAUGGACAUAGUAGUUCUUCAAGCUCAGAAUACUCAGAUAAUAAUGACAUGAGUGAUAGCGACUCUUACGGUGAAAAUUUAAGCUACGGCCUCGGUUGCCGUCCCAAAGCAAGCAAAAAUCCACAUUGCAAAGUUUGUAUUCCUAAACAUAACUAUAAACAGUGCAACGUUCCUUCUGGCAGAGGUUCCAGAUAUAGUUCUCCAUCUAGCUCUAGAGAACAUUCUGGACAUGGUUCAAGACGCAAAUUGGGACAUGGUUCAGGUUAUCAUUCUGGAAACAGCGACGGUUAUACACCUUAUAAACACAAGACUAGAAAAAAAUGUGACGUCAAGUGCUGUCCAAAAGUCAAAAUACAAGCAAAGCCCGGUGGCAGUUGUUUAGAUAAAUUUUCAUCUGGCUGUAGGCAAUACGUGAAAUUUGUAAAAAACCGUUGCGAUAUUGGAGCUGAAAAAAAACCAAAAGAUGACUGUUGUACAAAAAAACAGCAUAUUUCUCGAACGCUAAAAAAAUAUGAACUUCGCCACGGAUGUAAGAAAAAAAAUCGUUUCAAGAAACAUUCCCACAAACACAGAAGGAAUGGCUAUGAUUAUGACGCCGAUGAUUACCACGUAGGCGAUAGAUACAUGCCGCAUUAUUACGAAGACAACAUAUACAACUACCCCGGUUAUCAUCAUUUAGGAGCACAAAGUGGGGGUUUUCAUAAAAGAGGAGGUUCAUACAUGGGCCAAUACGAUAGCCCUCAAGGUCCUAUGUACGGUCGCAAUCCUCACAUGGGUCGACUAGAUGAAAAUUAUUAUGAUUUUCCCUACGAUGGCUACAGACACCACCACAAGUUCGACUCUCCUAAUAUCUACUAUUAA
Molecule: messenger RNA, 1458 nt
Organism: Helobdella robusta
Lineage: Eukaryota; Metazoa; Annelida; Clitellata; Rhynchobdellida; Glossiphoniidae
Exons: 1
Coding region: 1-1458 (485 amino acids)
Source: RefSeq, a predicted model, not a curated record